Uranotaenia lowii is the source of this 2632-nucleotide messenger RNA. It is a transcript of the gene Gs1, whose product is annotated as glutamine synthetase 1, mitochondrial. The coding region runs from base 393 to 1586 and encodes 397 amino acids. The record is from RefSeq and is a predicted model, not a curated record. Gene Ontology annotation, molecular function: glutamine synthetase activity. Gene Ontology annotation, cellular component: cytoplasm. The transcript is spliced from 2 exons. NCBI's taxonomy places the organism in Eukaryota, Metazoa, Arthropoda, Insecta, Diptera, Culicidae.
GGACUAUUUUAUUCAUUUCGGUCGGACCCAUCGCUUCGUCGUAGGGUUUCUGCCUAAACCUGUUCCAGCAGAGCUGAGUUCAGCCAUCGUUCGUCAGUCGGUCAGUCUGUUUGUGAGGCGGGUUGCUUUGCUUGUCGAAGGAAGACAUCGCAGUCAGUAGUACACCGGUUAGUAGUCGUUAAACUCAAAUCGAAGCAACCGAACCAAGGGGCUGGGCGAGAGCGUGUUUUCCGUGAGUGCUUGUGGAAGCCGAAUUUGUAUUAUUGCCAAUCCAACACUGUGAUAUGAUCUAAGCCGAAAGCUGCCGCUAGAUCGAAGCUAAGAAAAACUGUGUGCUGCUAAAUUUUAAGAGUGAUAAAGUGUUUUUGUUUGUCUGUGAAGGAAGGUCAAAGAUGGCUUUGCGUGCGGUGGGUUUAUUGAUUAGCAAGGAGCUGUCUGCUACGACAACGCGCAUGAUCAGCACCAGUACAGUUCGAUCUGCCCGUAUCCUGAAGGAUUCUCCAAACUCGUACCUCAACAAGUCGCUGCUGGAUCGGUACCACAAGCUGCAGUACAAUCCGAAGUACGUGCAGGCAACUUACGUUUGGAUCGACGGUACAGGAGAAAAUGUCCGUCUAAAGGAUCGUGUUCUUACCGAGGUGCCGCAGAAACCGGAAGAUGUUCCCAACUGGCAGUACGAUGGAAGCUCUACUUAUCAGGCUUUGGGAGGAAACUCCGACAUCAAACUGGUGCCACGUGCCCUCUAUCGUGACCCGUUCAAGCCAGGAAAGAACGACGUGAUCGUUCUGUGUGACACAUAUCAACCCGAUGGUAAGCCAACUGAAUCGAACAAACGUGCAGCUAUGCAGGAAGCCUAUGACAAAACUCAUAACUCGGAACCGUGGUUCGGUAUUGAGCAGGAGUACACAUUCCUUGACAUCGAUGGACGUCCGCUGGGAUGGCCAACCGGUGGUUAUCCGGGACCUCAGGGACCAUACUAUUGCGCAACCGGUGCUCAAAACGUCGUUGGUCGUGACAUUGCCGAGGCUCACGCCAUCGCCUGUCUGUAUGCCGGAGUUGAUUUCGCCGGAACUAACGCCGAAGUGAUGCCCUCGCAGUGGGAAUACCAGGUCGGACCGAAUCUUGGCAUGAAGUGCGCCGAUGACCUGUGGGUAUCCCGAUACAUUCUGUGGCGUAUCGCUGAAGACUACGGUGUUGUGGUGACCUUCGAUCCCAAACCUAUGGAAGGCAACUGGAACGGAGCCGGUGGCCACUGCAAUUUCUCCACCAAGGAAAUGCGUGCCGACAACGGAAUCGUUGCCAUCAAGGCUGCCAUCGAAAAACUAGCUAAGCAGCACCAGAAACACAUCAAGGCCUACGAUCCCCGGGGAGGAAAGGACAACGAGCGUCGCCUCGUCGGCCGUCUAGAAACCUCUUCGAUCGACAAAUUCAGCUGGGGAGUGGCCGACCGCAGUACAAGUGUGCGCAUUCCACGGGGCGUUGCCGACGCCAACAAGGGCUACCUCGAGGACAGACGCCCAAGCUCAAACUGUGAUCCCUACGCCGUCUGCCACGCCAUUCUCACCACCUGUCUCGUGGACAACUAAGCGGCCGCUUCAAAAUUAAUUGCUGCCGCCACUCAAUAUUGUAUAUCCACUUAUCUCAAAUUGUGUAUUUUGGCCAAAACGGACAGUCGAUGGCAUUUGUUAUCCAAUAUGUGUAUGUGUGAAGAAUAAAGUGUUAUCAAGUAGUACAGAGUAGAACAUCCUCGUAUUAUGAUAUUCGCGAACAAUUUGCCAAAUUUUAACUGUUUAAAAUGUAUACACAUUGUUAUCAAGAACGAGAAUGGUAAAGAAAGUUUUAAUUCGAGAGUUUUUACCUUUUUUUCUCAAGCACUUUUAAUAGUUUACCGAUUGAUUGACUGAAAUCGUGUUAAAUCAUCACAAACACAGUUUCAGUUAAAACGAAAAUGGACGAUAAUAUGGUUUUUGGAAGUUAAAAUAGCCUGAAGAUAUUAAAAAAGAAACAACAAUAUUAAAAAAGAAACAACAAUUCUUAUUGAAAGAUGCACGAAUUAAAUAGUUUGAUAGUUGCAUUAAUUUCAAGUGAAAAUUUACAAAAAGCAUUAACAAUUAGAAAUGAUUGAAAAAAUAUCAUAUCGUUCAUCACGCAAAUUGCCACAAUGGAACAGAAAAAUGUAAAACAAAUAAAAAUAAAAUGGUGAUAAACAUCCGAGUGCCUGCUAGCAGAAAGAAGCGAGAAAAGACAGAAGUUCGACUAUUACCUAUAGCACACAUGUUGUAUACUUUUUUGAAAAAGCUGGAAAACGAAUCACAAACAAAUUUGGAACGCCCAAACUAGGAACAUCAAACGACUUUGUUUUAUUUUGUCGAAUGAAAAAUAAAAAUUAAAGUUUUCCUCUUUUUCGAAUAACUUUUUUUUUCUACCAUUAUUGACUGAUUUUCCUCCUCCUCGUUGUUUUAGAUUGUUUUAAAACUGGAAGGAAAGUACAAUUUAAAAAAAAUCGUCGGCUAAGCCACUAUUGAAAAAAAAACUAACAUAAAUGAAACAAGCUCAUUGAAAAUUAUUAGAAAAAAAAACCAAAAUUCAAAUCAAAUGAAAAACAAAACAAAACUCAAAUGAAAUCAAAUAU